Messenger RNA from Fimicolochytrium jonesii, 1008 nucleotides. RefSeq lists its product as uncharacterized. The record is from RefSeq and is a predicted model, not a curated record. Gene Ontology annotation, molecular function: protein binding. Bases 1 to 1008 code for a protein of 335 amino acids. NCBI's taxonomy places the organism in Eukaryota, Fungi, Chytridiomycota, Chytridiomycetes, Spizellomycetales, Powellomycetaceae. The transcript has a single exon.
AUGCACUGGGCCGAAAUCCGCCCAAAAGGAAGUGGGAAACCUCCACCUCUUCGAGCGCACACCACGACUGUCGUAGGCUCCAAGCUGUACGUGUUUGGAGGGUGCGAUGCGGAUACUUGCUAUGCAGAUCUCCACAUUUUGGACACGGAAACUCUUUGGUGGACGAAGAUGAGGACUCAGGGCAGCAUACCCGCGCCAUGCAGAGCACAUUCUGCCUCAUUAGUUCAAAAUCGGUUCUUGGUCGUUUUCGCGGGCGGAGACGGUCCGAACUAUUUCAAUACCCUGCACUAUCUCGAUACCGUCACUCUGGUGUGGUAUGCCCCUCAGACCACCGGACCUGUCCCUUCUCCGCGCCGUGCACAUUCAGCGUUUGUGUACGGUUCAGACGUGUACAUCUACGCCGGCGGAGACGGCAUCCGAGCCUUGGCCGAUCUGUACAAGCUGAACACGUCGAUAUUGACUGUCGGCCCGGCUCCCGUACUGACAUGGACCCAGCUGACAACAUCAGGCACACAACCGGAAAGUCGCGGAUACCAUACCACGAACCUUAUUCGAAAUACCCCGCAUCUCGUCCUGUACGGCGGUUCAGACGGGCAUGAAUGCUUCUCCUCCAUCCACAUGCUCAACUUGCAGACCCUCACGUGGUCAACGCCGACCUUGGCAGCAUCUCCACCACGACUAUCGCAUACUGCGACCCAGAUCGGAUCUUACUUGUUCGUGCUCGGCGGCCACGAUGGAUCGCAUUACAACAACACCAUCCUCCUACUCAACCUGGUGACCAUGAGCUGGGAAACGCGUUCUGUCUGCGGGAAGGACAGACCAGCAGGGAGAGGCUACCACACCGCCGUCCUCUGUGACUCUCGAUUGUGGGUGAUUGGCGGAUAUGACGGCGGCAAUGUGUUUGGGGACUGCUGGGUGCUGGAGUUGGGUGCAAGCGCGUACCUUCCGCAGAUCACAACGUUCCAAGUAGCGGGCGAUGCUGCACCUGCAACAAACGCCGACGGCUGA